AGCGUGGGUUUGCUGGGGAGCUCUCGGCGGUUGCGGUAGUAGGGACAGCAGUGCUGCGCGGCCUGAGCGUGUCGCCAUGACCCGUGGGAACCAGCGUGAACUCGCUCGCCAAAAGAACCUGAAGAAAACUCAGGAAAUCCACAAAGGCAAAAGGAAAGAAGAUAGCUUGUCUGCUUCUCAGAGGAAACAGAGGGACUCUGAAAUCAUGCAGCAAAAGCAAAAAGCAGCUAAUGAAAGGAAAUCUCUGCAGGCAGGAGCAAAAUGAUCUGCCACUAUGGAGAAGAUAGAGUACACCGAAUGAAGUGGAAGGACCUAGAAGAUCAUUCAUAGAAGUGUCUGGCCAUUAAAUGAUUAAACAUUUAUUGUGCAGAGUUGUUCAACUAUCAUUAGUUAGAGUAUUUUCUGGUUACUAUAGGCCUAGUUGUCUACAGUGCUCUUUCAAAACUGACUACACCCUUCUGCAUGUGUAUGAAUAAAAGUACCAAGCAAUAGCUUUAUUCUAGCUUUUGCUUCAUUUGUUAGUUUAACUUAGUGGUUCCAGUUAAAGAAUUUCUGAAUCUACAGUUAAGACCAGAUUUGGUUGCCUGAAUUCUUGAAAGUAGAGCUUCAUUCAGAAUGGAACACACUUAUAAAAUGUGCUUAACCUUGCAGAGGUCUGAAUUGUAAAUCUCAAACUAUUUUUACAAUAAAAUGUUGCAUGAAA
Molecule: messenger RNA, 703 nt
Organism: Oenanthe melanoleuca
Lineage: Eukaryota; Metazoa; Chordata; Aves; Passeriformes; Muscicapidae
Gene: SERF1A
Product: small EDRK-rich factor 1A
Exons: 3
Coding region: 77-265 (62 amino acids)
Source: RefSeq, a predicted model, not a curated record